Molecule: messenger RNA, 907 nt
Organism: Drosophila obscura
Lineage: Eukaryota; Metazoa; Arthropoda; Insecta; Diptera; Drosophilidae
Product: RWD domain-containing protein 1
Exons: 2
Coding region: 80-814 (244 amino acids)
Biological process (GO): cytoplasmic translation
Molecular function (GO): protein binding
Source: RefSeq, a predicted model, not a curated record
AUAGUUGAACGAUAUAACCUCAAAGCGGCGACAGGGAAUUUCGCCUAUUUAUUUUUUAAAUUGCUAAACUCUUUGCACAAUGAGCCGAAAUUACAAGGAGGAUCAGAGCAGUGAGGUCGAAGCUCUGGAUUCUAUUUACUGCGGCGAAAUGGAGGUUCUUGCGACCGAGCCUUUUCACAAAUUCCAAAUUCCCAUUGCGACAGAAGAGUACAGUGCAGGGGAAAAUGAAAAUGGAUUGUCCUGCAAGUUGGUCUUCACAUACACAGCCACCUAUCCAGAUGCGGCGCCGGAUGUGGAAAUUGAGGAAGCAGAAAAUUUUGAAGACACAUUCGAGACACGUCUGCUGGAGCACUUGCGGAUAACUAUUGAGGAAAAUCUUGGCAUGGAGAUGAUAUUCUCGCUGGUGAGCAGUGCCCAGGAGUGGCUCAACCAGCGUUGGGAUGAGCAUACAACCCAGGCGGAGGAGAAGCGUGUGCAGAAGCUGCGGGAGGUGGAAGAGGAGGAGCGCAAGAAAUUCGAGGGUACGCGCGUGUCGGUCGAGACGUUCAUGAAGUGGAAGAUUGACUUUGAGGAGAGCACGGGCAUCGCAGCGAAAAGGGAUAAGAUUAAUGAUUGCAAGAAGCUGACUGGACGCGAGCUCUUUAUGUGCGACAACACGCUGAAUGAUUCCGACAUUAAAUUCCUGCUGGAGGCGGGCGAAAACCUUGAAAACGUCAAGAUCGACGAGACACUGUUUCAAGAUAUUGGCGAGCUGGACUUGGAUGAUGACGACGAUGAGGACUGGGUGCCUGGGGCCGAUGACGAUGAUGAUUGAACGAACUGCAGCUGCGAUAUUGAAAAAAAAAUGGUUUUUUGAAGGCCCAUUCGUGUAUUCUGUGCAACAUUAAAUGCGUACUUUUUUGGCUAA